This is a messenger RNA of Corticium candelabrum, 763 nucleotides long. RefSeq lists its product as uncharacterized. Lineage: Eukaryota; Metazoa; Porifera; Homoscleromorpha; Homosclerophorida; Plakinidae. The record is from RefSeq and is a predicted model, not a curated record. The transcript has a single exon. Bases 5 to 409 code for a protein of 134 amino acids.
UAAGAUGAUCUGUCGACCUCCAUUCAGAGUUGUUAUACCCAGUGGAGAACUGGCUCAGAUCCAACAGUGGGUACGCAAAUACCCCAACAUAGAAACAGGAGGAGAUCUAUUUGGACUUUGGUCACAAGGCAACACCGCCGUCGUGCAGCUUGUGCUUGGUCCAGGAAAAAACAGUCGUCGCACAUCGGUGUCCUACUGUCAAGAUCCAAACUACCUCGCCAAGGCUGGCUCUGUCUUGACCCAGAAGUAUGGUCUUUGUCGUAUUGGUGAGUGGCACUCUCAUCACACACUGGGCUUGGCUCAACCAAGUGAUGGGGACGAAAAGACGAUUUGGAGUAACAUGCCUAACAACGGCUUCAAGCGUUCUGUUAUUUUCGUUGCAAACCUGGACAACGCGCUAGAAAUUUAAGCAGGAAGUCGAAGCUAGGGGGAGAUCUUCCAGUGGGUUUGGGAUGCUUUCUAUUUGAAGUGAAAAAUACCCGGACGUGGGAACGCUACGACAUGAUGCAAGGAUGUUUUGACGUCACUGAAGGACAGAGUGUCUUUAGGCAGCUAGGAGAUCUGUCACUGAUGAUCAAUGAUGGUGCUGAGUCGAUCAACAAGUAUCAUAAAGUAGCUAUAAUGGAUAUACAACAGGAAUCGAAGAGGCACCAAGGCAACAAUAUACUGCUCUACAACAUAGACGUGUAGAAUAAUGACGGGUUGCGCAUGCGUGCGAGACGUACUGCUGCUUGGUUGUGUUAGAGUUAGUACCGUUCUUGUA